Cyphomyrmex costatus is the source of this 2692-nucleotide messenger RNA. Its product is annotated as E3 ubiquitin-protein ligase RNF19A. The transcript has 12 exons. The record is from RefSeq and is a predicted model, not a curated record. Bases 11 to 2386 code for a protein of 791 amino acids. NCBI's taxonomy places the organism in Eukaryota, Metazoa, Arthropoda, Insecta, Hymenoptera, Formicidae. Gene Ontology annotation, biological process: protein ubiquitination. Gene Ontology annotation, molecular function: zinc ion binding; ubiquitin-protein transferase activity.
UUCUCUCAAAAUGUUCAAAGAAAACGAAAAUGGUGUGGGUGGUUGCAAUGGUGCACCACCUCGUCCUCGGAGAUUAUUUCCCCGAUUUUCCCUGCGAAGAUUAUUGCAUUCCAGUCCGCUUAUUGGCCGACGUAUUGCAAGAACUCCUAGUGCAAGUAAUAGGAAUGCAAAAGCUAAAGAUCAUGCAAAUAGCAGAGCAACAGAUGUUGAGAAAGGAGAAGCCAGAGUAAGCAAUGGCUCGAGUCAUUUUCAAUUUCAUAAUAUAGACCUACAGCGUGCUCCUAGUAAAGGCUCUGUGCUUUCUUCUGCAGGAAAGAGUAAUGAAAAUGGAUUAAUGGACUGUCCAUUAUGUUUGGCCGAACUACCAGUAGAAUUUUUUCCUAUUAUUCAAUCUUGCCAUCAUCGUAGUUGCUACGAUUGCUUUCAACAAUAUCUAAAAAUGGAAAUCUCUGAAUCUAGAGUUAAUAUUGCUUGUCCUGAGUGUUCAGAACCGUUACACCCAAAUGAUAUUCGGAUGAUCUUGAAUGACCAAACGCAGUUAGAGAAAUACGAAGAUUUUAUGGUUCGAAGAGUACUCGCUAUAGAACCUGAUGCAAGAUGGUGCCCUGCUCCAGAUUGUAGUUUUGCUGUAAUUGCCAGUGGUUGCGCCUCAUGUCCAAAAUUACGUUGCGAGCGACCAGGCUGCGAUUCGUACUUUUGCUAUCAUUGUAAAGCACGAUGGCAUCCUAACCAAACGUGCGAUGCUGCUAGAGCGCAACGAUCUCAAUAUUAUGAGCGCAGCUCUUCUCUAAGUUUCAGUCAAACUGAUUCUCAACACAGAGACGAUAUAAAACCGUGUCCUAGAUGUCAAGUUCUGAUCGUCAAAAUGGACGAUGGAAGUUGCAACCACAUGACUUGUGCAGUUUGCGGUGCUGAGUUUUGUUGGCUUUGUAUGAAAGAGAUUAGUGAUCUUCAUUAUCUCAGUCCUUCUGGCUGCACUUUUUGGGGUAAAAAGCCAUGGUCUAGAAAGAAAAAGAUUCUUUGGCAACUUGGAACUUUGGUGGGAGCACCAAUUGGGAUUGGUCUCGUCGCCAGCAUAGCAUUUCCAGCAAUGAUUAUAGGUAUACCGGUAUGGGUAGGUCAAAAAUUGUAUACGAGAUAUGAGAAGGCCAACAAGCACAAGAGAAAUGCCUUUAUCGCAGGGGGAGUCACAGCAUCAGUCUUGGUAUCACCGGUACUAGCAGGAUUAGCUGUGGGUAUUGGUGUACCCAUUUUGCUGUUCUACGUCUACGGCGUGGUCCCAGUGUCCCUCUGCCGAAGCGGAGGCUGCGGCGUCUCCACGAGUGGCACUGGAGUGCGAUUUGAAUUUGACGAUGAGAAUGAGCUGAUGGGGGCUCUAGGCGUCCGUAAUGGUGGAGAUGCGGCAUCAAUAGACGUCGCAAGUCACCGUGGUGGCAACCCAUCGAUAGGUGAGGCCUCUCUUUCAUUGGGUAGCGGUAGUCAGUUAGAGAAAUUGGGUCGGGAAAAUGACCGUGAAAGCGCUAGCAAUGUAGCCCUUGCUGGUACGAGCCUCGCAGGAAGUAUAGCCUCUAGUGUGCUACCUGGAGGUCAAAGGUUGGAAGUCCAGGCUGACGUUACAUCUACUCAACGUUUCAGUUUAUGUAGUGAAACAGCUUCCGCAGCUACUAGUUUGUCUGAAAAGUCCGUAAACGCUUCUAUCGCUCUAGACGAUGGUGCGGCCUCCACGAGAGCUUUGGCAGGUUCCGUUCUUAACUUUAAGAUGGAUGGCAGUUCAAUCAGUGGUGGCAGAAGUACAGAAGGGGAACAGGCAGCUAGCUCUGCUAACGAUGGUCACAUGGACUCUGCUGGACAAGCUACUUCUUUGAGCUCCCUAGAAGAAGUGGCACCUGGUUUAGCAAAACGUAUUCGUCGUAAACUCACAUUUGACCGUCAAUGCAGCGAUUCUAGUAGUUGGACUAUGUGCGGGGAGGACGGCGGUUCGGAACGCGUACGAUUUGACGAUCAUGUCAGUGUAAUUGAAGCGGAUCAAGAGAGGAUAGUAGGAAAAUUGGAAGGUUGUGUAGUAAAUAAUCGCUCAGCGGGAGGGAGGAAGCGAAACAAGGAUUCAGAGAUAGAGAUGGAAGUUCAAAAGACAUCUAAGAAUUCGAACGGUGAAUUAAAUGCUGAGAGCCCUGUGGACGAUACUUCGCGGGAACGCGUCAACGUGGCCACUUUGAAAAAUGUAUUUUUUCACGCUUCAGCGGUAUCUACGGAUCGCGAGAAACGAUUGUCUGUUAUAGAGGAACCAAUGCCAAUCGUACCGCACAUUUCUGGUAAUCAGAUCUUCACGCCUCUACAUAACGAGUGUCAAAGCCCUACUAGUACGGACAAGAGCUUACAAUGCUAAGAAAAUUAAGACUGAAUGUUAUGGGCAUCAUGGUAUGCUUGUAUCUCUCGAAUCGAUAUAUGUAUAGAUACGUAUAUACAUAUUCUUGAGUGUGUAUGUAUGUAUUAAAUUACAUAACUAUAAUCCGUAAGUAUAAACACGAAAAUUGUACAUACCCACAUAUGCAACACGCAGUAUAGUUCAAAUAUUACAUGUGAGAGAAAAAAAACGUGGUAAAACAAUUUUACUGUGCAUUUGCGCUGUGAUUAUGCAUAUACUAAAAAUUUGUGAAUGUUACACACAUAUAAAAAAACAAACACUUGUGCU